Messenger RNA from Nothobranchius furzeri (turquoise killifish), 1905 nucleotides. It is a transcript of the gene rnpc3, whose product is annotated as RNA-binding region (RNP1, RRM) containing 3. The record is from RefSeq and is a predicted model, not a curated record. Gene Ontology annotation, molecular function: pre-mRNA intronic binding; U12 snRNA binding; protein binding. Gene Ontology annotation, biological process: mRNA splicing, via spliceosome. Gene Ontology annotation, cellular component: U12-type spliceosomal complex. Lineage: Eukaryota; Metazoa; Chordata; Actinopteri; Cyprinodontiformes; Nothobranchiidae.
UGCGCUUGAACGUACAAAGUCUUCCAGAAUAUAAUGAAGUAGAGGAAAACCCCGGAAGCAGUAUUGUUUACACACAGCUCUGGGUUGCAGAGAAAUGGACCAAAAUGAAGACAUGGUCCAAACUAACAGCAGGACGCUGCUCGUCCGCCACCUACCAGCUGAGCUGACCAAUGACGAGAAGGAAGACCUCUUGAAAUAUUUUGGAGCUGAAUCAGUCCGAGUCUUCUCAAAAUGGGGUCGUCUGAAACAUGCAGCUUUUGCAACAUUUAGAAGUGAGAAGAUGGCAGCAAAGGCUCUCAGCAGGCUCCAUCAGUUGGAGAUCCUGAAUCAGACGCUUGUCGUGGAGUUUGCAAAAGGCCAAGAUAACAUUACAGUUCUACAGGAUCAACCAGUUACUGACAGUCUUGUCAAAGUUCAGCAGAAGACAAAGGAGCAAAAACUACCAAACAUUCCACUGAUGGAUACAGGUGUUGCUCCCAGUCUUGGGUUGAAAUUUCAGUCAAAUCCCUCCCUGAAGUAUUUCUACCCUCCUCCAUCCAGCAGCAUCCUGACUAAUAUAACACAUGCCCUCAUCAGUGUGCCUAAGUUUUAUGUUCAGGUUCUCCAUCUGAUGAACAAAAUGAACCUACCGAGUCCGUUUGGUCCCGUCACAGCCAGACCGCCACUGUAUGAGCAUCGCCCUCCUGUUCCCUCCUUCCCCAUGCCCCCUCCACUACCUCCUGACUACCCCCCCUUACCGGUGGAGGAGAUGGAUCUGUCCAGUGGGGAGGAGUCGGAGUACGAGAGCGGGGACGAUGAAGACAAAGAAAGGAUUGCUCGUCUGAUGGAUCUUGUCAACCAAACAUGCAAGAGACCCCUAAGACCCAAAACCUCCUCAAAAAGAAAGAAGCCCAAGAUCAAAGAUCUGCUUUAUGCUCCCAAAGCUGAUUCCCAAAGCGCUCCGGUUCUGGAUCCAUCCGAUGUGUUCGAGCAGCCGAAUCCCACCGGUCCGAAAAAAAUAGAAUUCCACAUAUCAGUUCCAGAAACGGCUGCCGGCAUAGAAGGAGUGGACUCCAGCCAUCCUGAUGACAAACGCAAAGGGGAUGAACCUGAGGAACUCCUCAAGAGCGGUCAGGAGGUGGCUGAAGGUUUUGGGAAGCUUUAUCCCAGCGCUCAGACAUUCCAGCAGCAGGAGGAGCAGAGCGAUGACGAGCGGGAGCUCAUGUCAGAUGUCAUCUCCAGGAAGGAGCUGGAGAAGGGCCGGCUGUCCAAAGAUGAGAUAAAAAGGAUGUCUGUUUAUAAAAGCUAUGAAGCGGGCGAGCCCACCUGCAGGCUGUAUGUGAAGAACAUCGCAAAGCAGGUGGAGGAGAAGGACCUGAAGUACAUCUAUGGGAGAUACAUUAACCCCGCCUCAGAAGCUGAGAGGAACAUGUUUGACAUUGUGUUAAUGAAGGAGGGGCGGAUGAAAGGGCAGGCCUUCAUAGGACUCCCAAACGAGCAGAGCGCUGAAAAAGCCCUGCGGGAAACCAAUGGCUUCGUUCUUUAUGACAAACCCCUCGUGGUCCAAUUUGCCAGAUCUGCAAGACCGAAACAAGACAACUCUGAUCCUAAAAAGAGAACAAAACCUCGAUGAACAGAUACCAAGCCUUGAUAUUUGGCCCUGCAGACCCAUUUGUAUCCUUAUUCUGACAUAUCCUUUGGAGGACACAACCAAACCUUGACAGCAAAGGCCGUUCAUUUCUAAACAGUUGUGUGUGUCUGGUAGAUUAAACCUGAGCAUUUGAUUAAGAUUGUUUUUCAGCUUCUGUUUAUGCUUAUCUGGAUUCUUUUGAACUGAUUUCCUCCUUGUUCGGCUGAAUAGGUGGUGGUCGUCAGAGGAUGUCUUCUUCUAUUCCUGCAUUAUUAAAUGAACUCUUUUAAUAAAGU